GUCGAGACAACAUGUCUAUCGUGCUGCUGGCCUUCCCCAACGCUCCCAAAGUGUCGCAGGAGGCGAUUCAGAAGGAAGGGGAGCUGGACGACAGGCUGGAGAGGAGGAUCGGAGAGAUAGUGAACACGAGUGAGCCUGGUGAGGUGGACCUGGCCUACAUCAUGCACGUUCUGUGCUACGAGGAAAUCGAGGGGCUCCCACCAGGAGGGGGGCUGGUCUCCAAACGGCAGACCAUAGAAGAGAUCCUGCACAGACUUUGCCCCAACACCAGGCCUGACGAUGUGAGUAUAGGUCGGUACCUACGUUCUACUUUCCUAAAACCCAUGAAAUUGUUAAAAGAGCCUCAGGCAGACCCCGACCCCUAAAGUUGAGGGAAGAUUCGGAACAGAAUGCCAACGGUGAAGACUCCUGGUGACACCUGCCAGGUGCAUGCACCUGUUCAGCUGCAGCCGCAGCUGGAGCAUGUGGAAUCACCAUACCUACACAGUACCCCUGUGCUCAACUCUACCAUGCAGUACACUACACUGUGAUCAACAACCAUCACUUAUAAUCUUAAAAAAAAUAUAGCUUGUAUUUGCUCCUGUAGAAAUUAAUGGGUCAAAUUUUUCCACCUAUGUUUUGAUGAUGUUGGUAUUAUAUCAAGAAAUGGAACCUAUGAUUUUUUUGUUUUUUAUGUUGCCAGCUUCAGGUGAGUGCUUGCUUGGCUGCUGGUGAUUCGUGUAGCUGUCCUAAUCAGUUAGGACUUGGGUGGUCACCAGUCCAGCUCUUCCAGCAGUUGGAGACAGUGUUCUAGCCAGCGGCUGUCUUUCCAUCGUUGGACAGAGUUUUGCUGCUCGUGGCAGACACAAAUUUUGUCCAAUUUGACAUCUUUGACGGACCAAAAUUGGCAUGUAAAGAUAUGGAAAGAAAUGUCAUUAAGUUGAGCUUAAUCUACCAGCAAAAUUUGCCCCACAAAAUGAAGAAUGUAGUGUCUCGGACGGUCAAACAAAAUUGAGAUGACAGGGAAAAACAUUUCAUGCUGGCUAGAACACUGGUUGGAUGUGUAAAAAAAGAAUCGGUUGUGAUAUUUUACAGAAAAACAGCCGUUCCUGCCAUUGAUAUUGAACGUGUUGGUCAGACCAAUUUUACCUUCAUGUUCAAGUCCAAAUGUGCACGUCUGUAAUUCUGCUGGAUGGGCCCUGGGACCAUCCCGUUAGAACACCCAUCAUGCUAUUCUAUGUCUGUCUGUUAUAGCACACUGGCAGAACAUACUGUGCCUGUUGCGAAACCCUUAAGGUUUUGUGCAUAGCACGUCGGUACAAUGUUUAAGGUCAUCUUCGCAUAUUUAAGGAUGACAUCCUGUCAAUAGCUUUCAAUUGUCCUGUCAGAAAAGAUUCUGAUGCAGUGUUGACCAAACAUCCAACGAGAACCUUGAAAAAUCCAGGUUUUGCACAGGUGCAGUACGUUCUGCAGACAUGCUGUAUGUCACAGACAUACAGGGAACGGCAUGAUGGUCACAUUGUGAGGAUACUUCUGUAGUUGUCCUCUAGAGUAAAUAAUUAGAAUCUGAUGAUAAUUGGGAGGGUAGAAAAGGAUCUGGUAAGAGUACUUUAGCUUUGUACAGUAUAUCCUUAAAUGUUCAUCACAACUUGAGAGAAAAGGUAGGCUUUGGAAAAGUCUGUACAAAAAAUGCCUGGGACGACUGUGUAUGAUGUAGACUUCCGGCAUCGGUAGUGUUCCAAGAGAUGAUAUCUUUGUGAUUAUUUAUGUGCAGUGACGUGAAUGAGAAAUUGUGCUUUUUUCUUCGUUUCACCAUAUACAUGAUUCAGAAACGUGUAACUGUUUCACAAAUGGUAAUUCAGCUGAGGACCCAAAGGACUCUCUGGUGUUUCUUGGCUUGUAAAACCUUGCAUCAAAAUAAUUUCCGCCCGCCUUGGUUCCACAAGGUUUGUACUGAUGUAUGGAUGUUAACAUUGUCUUACAGCUUUCACUUUGUGUUUGGCAAGAAAAGAAGGCUAAGCUAAGGUAAAGCAGGUUGUUUGCAACCCAGAGUCACCCAAGGCAUCGCCAUAUCUGAGCACCAUCGUCUCUGUAGGCAGUGGACGCGGGAUAGCCACACGUACCCUCUGGAUCAUUUUGUGCUUUUGUUCUGUUUUAGAUUAGGUAUAGAGCAUAGUUUGGAACACAGUAGGAUUCGGUAGCCUCAAAGCAACAUUCGUGGAACACCUGAAAACAUGUCUGACAUAGAAACAUGUAGAUUCACUUGACAAGAUGAUCCAGUGGUCAGUAGCCGGCCGUGCGCCCAGGGUAAAGGAGACUGCACAACAGUUACAGCAUUCCCUGUGGCAUAGAACCUGUUGUCUCAUAACCUCUACAGAGUUACUCCACUCUAAGUCAACCCAACCAACCCCUAAACUGUUGGUCUGCAGUGGGAAACAGGAACAGAGCUUUACAACUAGGUCUGACUACUGCCAACACUACAUGUACAUGGAUGGUUUUCCCUUGUACUAUCUUCAAUCCUACUGAAUAACUGAGGAGUCUCUUUCAUGUGUCUGAGAAACACUUGGAUCCUCUAGAACCUGUAAACUUCUUCCUGCUUCUCUGUAUAUGGCAGAAUUGUUCACUGUAAAUUAGAAAUGAUAUGCUUGGCUUGCUGUAAAUAAUGCAAACGUCACACCAGUGUUACUACAGUCUGGAACAGGUGCAGUCUUCUGUAGGAGGUUCAGGACUUCCUAUAUGCUUUCAGACAGGUGGAUCUGUGGAUGUGUCGUUCAACAGUUGGUGAAAUUUAACUGUUUCCAUCAGACAGCAGGGACGGAAUUGCCAGCCCAGUUUUUUUGCUGAUGCCAUUCUUGUGAACAAGCUUUAAACCAAGGGUAUUGUAGCCCAGGGCUCAAGAGUAACAUUUAGGAACCUUGUAGAAAGACCUACUAAAUGGUACUGUCUUUAUCAAGACCAAAAAAAAAGUUUUUUUUCUCCGAAAGAAACUUGUAGGUGCAGCCAGAGAGGUACUGGACCAAGUCAUGAAAGAUUUUUCAGCACUAUAGUUUGUUCAAUUGAGAUGGUUUCUAAAAGAAAGCUGUAGACUUUCUUGGUGGAAUGUGAUGGAAUUUUCCCCCAAUGUACAUGGUUCCCGCUGGGCUGACAUUUAAUAGUGCUUGCUGCCUGGAAAUUGCAAUUCACUGUACAAAGGAAAGAUCCCCCUGUAGAGUUUCCUGUAAGAUAAUGUUACUAGCCCUGUGUGUAAACGACUAGUCCUGUAUGUACACAAUCUGUGGUGGGUGUGUCUGGUGUAGGGGUGAGUCUAGUGUACAGGUGGAUAUACAUGUACAAUGUACGAAGCUGUGUGCCGAAGCCAGUGACAUUAUGGUGUUGUCAUUCUCUGCCUGUUGCAUGUAACUAAAGAGAAUCCUACCUAUUACUCAGAUCUCAGCCUGGAGUCCAAGUAGUUUGCAGAACAGCACAGGAUGCUUUUAUCUUCAGUUACAUGUAUGCAUGUUCACAGUUGACGUACUAGCAAAUCCAGAAAAGAAACAACUGACAAACCUCCCAUCAGCAUGUUUUGUAUGACACAUUAAAGGACAGAAGAAUGCCCACAACCAAGUGAUUUGAUGUGCAAUUUGCAAAGGUUGAAAUGUGGAUCUUGAAAGCUGGGUAUCAGGAAUGGACAGUCCUAAUUCGGUUGCGACCCAAGCUACCAACUUCAGGGAAGUUCCAAGAACUGAGACAAGCGGGAGGUACGGCAAAGAAUACCGUGAAUUGUGCAUGGAUGACCAAACACUGACAGUUUUUGUCAUCGAGUAUCUGUUGCCUUGAUGUCUCAGGCCCUGUCAGGGGUCCUGAAUAUUGAAGUGUAACAGUUCUGUGUUUUACUAUCAUUUCCUGUUCUAUGCACCAGCUGUUGUACAAAGCUGCAUCCUGUUCUUCAUGUAUGUACACUACUUUGCUGUUGUGUUAGUUCCCAAUGAUAUCCUGUCUAAUCUUGACGACCGUCUCUACACAGCAAUGUUCCCAAUUUACUCUGAUCAUCCUAUUCUACAUGGCAGUUCCAUGGACAAUUUGUUAUACAUGACACUGGCCAGUAAUGUUGCAUUCUCGUGGAGAUUUGCUGACCAUUCUGGUCUCUUAUGUACUACAUAAAAAGGCACUGUUUGUAAUCUACAUUGAUUAUAGGGCUCCUUGCUGUUUUACCUGCUAUAUAUAGUGUGAAGAUGAACCCUGCUGCUUCAGACGUGAUGCAUAUUGCAUUAUGUUAAUCAUUGCUGUGCCAGCUGUGCAAUUCUGUUCUCAUAUGGCAGUCACCUGGGAUCCAGGUCCUCAUGUUUGGUUGGAUCUGUUUUGUGCUGGAAACAACCAUGUCAAGUUCAUCAAAGUGUCGGCCUGUCCUGUCUCAUCCAUCCAACUUAACCUUCUCCCUGCUGCCCAAUCUGGUAACCAGUACAAAUGUUGGUGCCAAAGGGCUGCCUUAGCAGGCUGAAGGUUAAGGUGAACCUGGCGUAAACUAGGACGACUGGCUGGUGUGGCAUCUGUGGAGCUGAAAACAACAGAACGUUUCCCUCUACAUGUACCUACCAAGCUGUUCAUUUUUAACAUAUGCCUCUGAAAAACAUUGACAUGGUAGACCGGUACUCCACAUGUACUAUACAAAAUGUAUGUCUGAACAUGAUCUUGUCACAGUCUCUUGUCCCACAUUAUAUGUCAUUGUCCUUCAGCUACUGAUUCAUUAUUUUUAUGUACCUACAUUUUGUAUUUGUGGGCAUAUAAAACCAAACCUUGUCCACAUAAGGGUAACUGUGGUUACAGUGAUCUAAAAUUUAAUUCCAAGUACAGCAGCUGCUGAGCAGAUCCCUUAGUGCUUACUAUGCUGUAUGUUGUGAGCUCGUAUCCUUAUGAAUGUGUGUUCACAACUUAUUGUAUGAAUAUGGAGUAAUUUGUGUUUGAUAUCAUGUUGAUCUCUUCAUACUUUAAAUGCUUUUUGAUUUACGAGAUGGUUUUGAUGUAGGUUAUCUUAGAGAUAUGAUUAAAUGGAGAGAGUAUGUUUUGUGUGAUGAUGAUUUGAUUGAAUGUAAACUUAUAUAUAUAAGCUUUUUAUGUUUGUUUUUUGCAGAUAAACAGCAUUAUGUAUGGCUAUCCUGUGCCCAUCCCAUGCUGAUCAUCUCUGUUCACAUGAAAGAUGUUUUUUUUAGUAUCAGUUCAAAAAUUUCUGACCAAGACCUCAUUGGCCAAGCUAUUCGUGAUUGUAAAAUGUGUAAAAUUGUCAAUUUUUCAGUGAAACAGAAUUGUCUGCUGAAAGACAAAAAGGGUGUUCAGGAUGGAGGGGAGGCACAAGUCAUCAUCUAGUUGUGGCUUCUAGCAGCAGAUAUACUUAGAGCAGCUUGCGUAGGGAAGCUUCUGUAGGGUAAGAUACAGACUGGAUGUAUCAUGGAAUGGUGGCAUAUAGCAAGGUGUUUGACAAACCGAAAUCCCUCCUUAAAAUGGUGGCUAUUUUGCAAGGAAACUGUCCCCAGGAUUAUGAUGAUAAUAUCCUGGUAAUACAUUGUCCGACCAUAGGUAAAUUGUGAGGUGAUCUUUGUUGGAGCACCCAGCAUGUGUAUCCAAGACCUGAUCCUGUAGUACAUGUAGUCAGCUGUUAGGCAAGGAUAAUGGUCACAGGCUGUUGUGAUGUACCGGACCUGGGAGGUAGCAUCAGCUGCUGAUAGAAGAUAGGUCUACUCUUGUAUCUUAUGGCAUGUAGUCCCUAUUAAAUGGAAUAGCCUGUGCAGAA
This is a messenger RNA of Branchiostoma belcheri (Belcher's lancelet), 5743 nucleotides long. RefSeq names its product protein phosphatase 1A-like. The transcript is spliced from 6 exons. Gene Ontology annotation, molecular function: manganese ion binding; phosphoprotein phosphatase activity; magnesium ion binding. The record is from RefSeq and is a predicted model, not a curated record. NCBI's taxonomy places the organism in Eukaryota, Metazoa, Chordata, Leptocardii, Amphioxiformes, Branchiostomatidae. The coding region runs from base 12 to 365 and encodes 117 amino acids.